This is a messenger RNA of Thunnus maccoyii (southern bluefin tuna), 3445 nucleotides long. RefSeq names its product NACHT, LRR and PYD domains-containing protein 3-like. The coding region runs from base 1 to 3069 and encodes 1022 amino acids. Gene Ontology annotation, molecular function: protein binding. The transcript is spliced from 6 exons. NCBI's taxonomy places the organism in Eukaryota, Metazoa, Chordata, Actinopteri, Scombriformes, Scombridae. The record is from RefSeq and is a predicted model, not a curated record.
AUGACGGCGGUGGACCUCCUAGACAUUCUGGAUGAUUUGGGAGAAGAGGAGUUUGAGCGUUUCAGGUGGUCCCUGCUGCAGGUUGAGAGCCCAAAAGGCUUCCCAAACAUUAAGAAGGGCCGGCUAGAGAAGGCAAACAAAUGUGACACAGUGGAUCUGUUGGUGCAGACCUAUGAACUUCCUGGAGCUGUGGAGGUGACCAAGAAGGUUUUAAAGAAGAUCCCAAGAAAUGAUCUGGUGCAGCGUUUGUCACUUGCAAGAUCUAGAUCAAAAGAUGUGAUGGUUCCAGUACCAGAGCCAAAACCAAUCACAUAUUACCAACACAUGCUUCAAUCAAACCUCCGAGACAGAUUUAUGUGUGCACAAGAGGGGUGGACAGUGGAUAAGCAACAUCUGGUUGAUAUCUACACAGAGCUGUACAUCACAGCUGGUGGUGAUGUACACAUCAACACACAGCAUGAGGUCAGACAGAUUGAAACAGCAGGGAAGCCAGCACAAACAGAUAAACCUCUUAAACCCAGUGAUAUGUUCAAACACCCGUCUGAAGAAUACAGACCCAUAAGAGGAGUUCUGACCAGUGGAAUCGCAGGAGUUGGAAAAACAUUCCUUGUGCGUAAAUUUGUGUUGGACUGGGCUGAAGGAAGAACCAAUCAAAAUGUGCAUCUCAUUUUCCCCUUCACCUUCCGUCAGCUGAAUCCACUGAAGGGAGAAAAGUUUUGUUUGGCUAAGCUCAUUCAUGAAUACAUCCCAGAAACUAAAGACAUCAAAGAGGGAGCUCUGAAUCACAUCUUUAAAACUCUACAGUCAUCAGGAAACAUCAACUAUGACAAGAGUAAAUUCAAACUUCUGUUUGUGUUUGAUGGACUGGAUGAGAGCCGCCUGGACCUUAAUGGCAAUGACGUUCGCUCCAUUGAUGUAACAAAGUCAGCUAGAGUAGAAGUACUGCUGAGGCAACUCAUCAAUGGGAAACUGCUACGUUCAGCUCGCAUCUGGAUAACCACACGACCUGCAGCAGCCAAUCAGAUUCCUCGAGACUUUGUUGACAGCAUGACAGAGGUCAGAGGGUUCACUGAUCUGCAGAAGGAGGAGUACUUCAGGAAGAGAUUCAGAGAUGAGCAGCAAGCCAGCACAAUCAUCUCCCACAUUGAGACAUCACGAAGCCUCCACAUCAUGUGCCACAUCCCAGUCUUUUGCUGGAUCACUGCCACAGUUCUGGAGGAUGUGUUAAGCAGAGAGGGAGGAGAGUUGCCCAAGACCCUGACUGAGAUGUACAAAGAAUUCCUGGUGUUUCAGAUUGAUCAGACGAAAGACAAAUAUGGAAGAGAAAAGUGCGUUCAGUACAUUAAAUCCUUAGCAAAACUGGCUUUCCACCAGCUGGAAAAGGGCAACCUGAUCUUCUAUGAGAAAGACCUGAGAGAGAGUGGAAUUGAUAUCAGUGAGGCCUCAGUGUGCUCAGGAGUGUUCACACAGAUCUUUAAAAAUGAGCAUGGGAAGAAGAAGGAUGACAAAAGGAUGUUCAGCUUUGUCCAUCUAAGUGUUCAGGAGUUUCUUGCUGCUCUCCAUGUGAAAAUGGCACUUAUCAACAGCAACAAAAAUGUGAUGCCUUUUCCACGACCAACAGUCAACAACCUGCAACUGCUUUUAAGGAAAACUUCUACAAAGAAGAUCCACAGGAUUGCUAUCAUAAAUGCCUUACAGAGUCCAAAUGGACACCUGGACUUGUUCCUUCGCUUCCUCCUAGGCCUUUCACUGCAGACCAAUCAGGACAAUCUAGAAGACCUGCUGAUGAAGAGAGAAGGUAGCUCACAGGCCAAUCAGGAAACGGUCAAGUACAUCAAGAAAAAGAUCAGUGAGGAUCUGUCUGCAGAGAGAAUCAUCAAUCUGUUCCACUGUCUGAAUGAACUGAAGGAAUGUUCUCUAGUGGAGGAGAUCCAACAGUACCUGAGUUCAGGAAGUCUCUCCACAGAUAAACUGUCUCCUGCUCAGUGGUCAGCUCUGGCCUACAUCUUACUUUCAUCAGAAAAAGAUCUGGAUGUGUUUGACCUGAAAAAGUAUUCUGCUUCAGAGCAGGCUCUUCUAAGGCUGCUGCCAGUGGUCAAAGCCUCCAACAAAGCUCUGCUGCGGGGCUGUAAUCUAUCAGAGAGAAGCUGUGCCACUCUGCCCUCAGUUCUCAGCUCCCAGUCCUCUAGUCUGAAGGAGCUGGACUUGAGUAACAACAACUUGCAGGAUUCAGGAGUGAAGCUGCUCUCUGCUGGACUGGAGAGUCCACACUGUACACUGAAGACUCUCAGGCUGUCGGGCUGUCUGGUCAGAGAGGAAGGCUGUGCUUCUCUGGCCUCAGCUCUGAGAUCCAACCCCUCCCAUCUGAGAGAGCUUGACCUGAGCUACAAUCAUCCAGGAGACUCAGGAGUGAGGCUGCUGUCUGCUGGACUGGAGGAUCCACACUGGAGACUGGAUACUCUCAGGGUGGAACAUGGUGGAGAGCAGAGGCUGAAACCUGGUCUGAGAAAGUAUGCCUGUGAACUCACACUUGACACAAACACAGUAAACAGAAAACUCAAACUGUCUGACAACAACAGGAAUGUGACACAUGUGACAGAGGAGCAGCCAUAUCCUGAUCAUCCAGAGAGAUUUGAUGUGUGGUAUCAGCUGCUGUGUAGAAAUGGUCUGAUUGGUCGCUGUUACUGGGAGGUCGAGUGGAGUGGAUGGGUUCAUAUAUCAGUGAGUUACAAAGGAAUCAGAAGGAAAGGAAAUAGCACUGACUGCAGGUUUGGAGAGAAUAAUCAAUCCUGGAGUCUUAGCUGCUCUGAUGAUGGUCGUAACUCUGUCUGUCACAAUAACACAAGAACAGACCUCACCUCCUCCUCCUCCUCUUUCUCCAUUUCCUCCUACCUUGUAUCUAACAGAGUAGCAGUGUAUGUGGACUGUCCUGAUGGCACUCUGUCCUUCUACAGAGUCUCCUCUGACACACUGAUCCACCUCCACACCUUCAACACCACAUUCACUGAACCUCUGUAUCCUGGGUUCUUGGUUGGGUCUGGUUCCUCAGUGUAUCUGUGUUCAGUGUAGGAGGAAGAGUCUCCUGUAUAAAGAAACACUAAUGACAAACACACUUUUUAUCAGUCAUACUAAUCUACUCACAGAAAAAUCUAUGAGGAAACAUCUCCAAUUGUUUUGCUUUGGUGAAUGCAAUGUGUGUCCAUGAUUUUAACAGCUGCGAGACACCAAAUAUGUUGUCAAGAUUUUAGUUGUCUUUUUUUGUAACCUUGCAAUCCAAAACUGUUCUCAUUUAAAUAAGUAUGUAUAUCCACUAAAAUCAGAUUCCACACACAUGCAUAUAUGUUUUCUUCAAACAAAUGUACCAAUAAUUUUAGUUUGUAGAAAUAUGAUUCCACAGUUUUUGUAAAUGAGAUGUUAUCAGAAAAUAAACCAGUCAUAUAUUGAA